Messenger RNA from Salvia splendens (bonfire salvia), 2446 nucleotides. RefSeq lists its product as uncharacterized. The transcript is spliced from 7 exons. The coding region runs from base 437 to 2350 and encodes 637 amino acids. The record is from RefSeq and is a predicted model, not a curated record. Lineage: Eukaryota; Viridiplantae; Streptophyta; Magnoliopsida; Lamiales; Lamiaceae.
UGUGUGUGUCUCUCUCUCUCACACACACAUACACUUAAAACAGCAUCGAUUUUUAAAAAUGAAACACACAGUAGUGCACUUUCUCUCUCACGCACAGAGACAAUCACAAGAAUCCGACGACAGAAUAUUUGAAUGCAGAAGAAAACGCAGAGAAGAUUAAAUCUCCAUCUUCUCUCAUUUUCUCUUCAGCUCUAUAAAAACGAGAAAAUCUCAAAAAUAUCUCAGGAUCAAUCAAUCGAUUGCACCUGCCAUAGUCUUCCACGGCGUUUACGCGAAAUCACCGGCCGUCGAUUCGACGCCGGGAGAUGGCCACUUCGCUUCCAGACACAUUCACUCCUCCUCGAUUCCUGAUUUACUUCCGCUAUCGCAUUGCCUGCGGACCUACCUGAGGAUCCUCCCUGAUUCGAUUGAGGAUUCUUCAAUUUUUUAGUCGGAAAUGGCGAUGAAGGGCGGUUGGUGGCUGGAGAAAUUAACGAGGGCGGCUCGGACGGCGUAUUUCGUGGUGGUGAUGGUGGCGUCUCUUCUGGCGGUGUCUCUGCCGCUGGUGGUGUCCGUUUGCGAUGCCGUUCUGCCUUGUUUGCUGAUUCCGAGCUUCACGUGCAUCGGAUGUGUUGGUUUGAAGGAGCAUUUGCGAAGAUAUGCAUUUAGGAGUUCGCUUGUGGAUAUUCCUGUUGUUUCCAUCGUCAGAUCUCUCAUCAUCGUGUGUGCAUAUUCCAUUUGCGAUUUACAGGGAUUGUCGCACGGGUCCUAUCUAGGCACUGUAACAUUUACUUCGCUAAUUUCGAUACUUCUUCUUUCCUUCAAGGCCUGUGUUUUCACUAUCAAUUCUCAAUUUGAGCAAGAAUCUUCAACCUAUCUUUCAAGAAAGAGGCUCCAUCUGAAGAAGUCCUGGGGAAUGCCCGUCUUAUUUCUCUCUUCUGUAGUAUUUGCUCUGGGACACAUUGUUGUUGCCUAUCAUACAAGCUGCAAAGCUAGGAGGAAGCUUAUGUUCCACCGUGGUGAUCUAGAAGCAGUCCUUUCUUGCAAAAUGGUUUUCUCCACAUAUCAGAAGGUCCCGCGCUCUCCCACACCAUCCGCUGUGAAAUCUUUCAGAAGUGAUGUUGAAACAAAAAGAAAAGCACCAGCGUCGGUUCGUGAUAAGGGGCAACUUCCAGUUAGUGUACUUGCUGACGUAGACAGCCUAUUCGUUUAUUGUCGAGGGUUGAUUGUUCAUUACAAGCUAAGCCGGCCAGCAUCACCUUCCCGUUCCUUGUCCUCGGCAACCUCUUUUCAAUUUCCUUCGCUUAGUACACCACUAAAAAACCAUCUUAAUUUUCAAAGGAGUGCCAGCAAUACAUUUCAUACCAGUAACUCUGCUCUCUAUACACCUCUGCUGGCUAGCUCUCCAACUUCCCCAACAUCUGAAAAUGUGCCUAUUUUGUGCUUAAAUGAAAAUUCCGCGGAGGACCUGAGCAUACUGGGUUCUCCACAAAUGGAACAAGACAUAACAACAAAUGACCAAUUUGGCAUUGUUUUGGUUCAUGGGUUUGGAGGAGGAGUUUUCUCAUGGAGAAAGGUAAUAGGCCCUCUUGCCAGGAAUAUUGGUUGUGCAGUAGCUGCUUUUGACAGACCUGGAUGGGGCUUGACAUCAAGGCCACAGAAAAAGGACUGGGUGGAAAAUCCAUUAACCAAUCCUUUCAAGAUUGACAAUCAGGCUCACCUGCUUAUCUCUUUUUGCUUGGAAAUGGGGUUCUCCUCAGUCGUGAUUGUCGGACAUGAUGAUGGAGGACUUCUUGCAUUGAAGGCUGCACAAAAGGUUCAGUCGGAUAAUUCCUUGAAGCUUGAUAUAAAGGGGGUCGUGCUAGUAAAUGCAAGCCUGUCGAGAGAACUGGUUCCAGCCUUUGCCAGAAUACUUCUACGCACUUCACUUGGAAAAAAACACUUGGUGCGGCCUCUUCUUCGAACAGAAAUUACUCAAGUGGUGAAUCGACGUGCUUGGUAUGACGAAGCCAAGUUAACAUCUGAAGUUUUGAGUCUUUACAAGGCUCCAUUGCACGUAGAAGGUUGGGACGAGGCACUUCAUGAAAUGGGGAAACUAUCAAAUGAAACAGUCUUAUCCCCAAAUGAAAGCGCUUUGUUGCUGAAAGGUGUUGAAAAUUUUCCAGUCUUAGUUAUAGCUGGUGCAGAAGACGCACUUGUCCCACUAAAAUCUGCUCAAACUAUGGCUUCCAAACUUGUAAAUUCUAGACUGGUUGCAAUAUCUGGUUGUGGCCACCUUCCACACGAGGAAUGCCCCAAGGCGCUGCUAGCGGCAAUCUCACCCUUCGUUUCUAGGCUUCUAGUCAGAGUAGAGUUGGAUAGCAGCAAGUAAGGUUGAUUGCUUUAGUUAGUACAGUAUAUUAUUUCCCUUGUAAAUUAUUCCCUCAUGAGGAUAUAUUAUAUCAAUUUGAUCUCUCCUUUUGAGUUA